Messenger RNA from Topomyia yanbarensis, 1627 nucleotides. RefSeq names its product methionine aminopeptidase 1. Lineage: Eukaryota; Metazoa; Arthropoda; Insecta; Diptera; Culicidae. Gene Ontology annotation, molecular function: metalloaminopeptidase activity. Gene Ontology annotation, biological process: proteolysis. The record is from RefSeq and is a predicted model, not a curated record. The coding region runs from base 251 to 1381 and encodes 376 amino acids. The transcript is spliced from 4 exons.
UUUUGUGUUUCCUUACUGAUCAAAACAGUUCCUUGUGCGGUUGUAAUCAGUUUCAGGUUCUCGUGUUAUUACGGUGUAUUGCGACGUGAUUCAUCCUGGUUUCGGAUUCCUGCUAAAUUUGCUGCAUUUUCAAGCCAAUGUGUUUCUUUUUAAUCGAUAUACAGCUCAGAUAAUUGUGUUCAGUUUUGCAUCCGUCCCCGGAUUUGCCAUUUCAUUUAGGACAAAUUAGGUUAUAAAUCAGUGCAUCGCGAUGACCGACGUAAAACCGCAGCACAGCUGCGAGACGGACGGUUGCCCGAAAGCAGCCACCCUCCAAUGCCCGGUGUGUCUAAAGAUGGGCAUUCAGGGGUCUUAUUUUUGCAGUCAAGACUGCUUUAAAGGGUCUUGGAAAGCACACAAGGUUAUUCAUCUGCUAGCAAAGGGAAACAGCGACAAGAAUGCCUACAAUCCGUGGCCUUAUUUCACAUUUACCGGAAAGUUGCGACCAUUUCCACAGUCUGAGAUUAGAGCCGUUCCGUUGAGUAUUCCGCGGCCGGACUAUGCUGAUCAGAAGGAAGGCAGAUCCAAAUCGGAGGAAGCAUUGCGAGGAAAUACCACCAUUAAAAUACUGGACGACGAGGAGAAGGAAGGGAUGCGGGUUGCUUGCCGUUUGGGACGUGAGGUUCUGGAUGAAGCGGCUCGUGUUUGUGAUGUUGGUGUAACGACGGAUGAAAUUGAUCGGAUCGUACACGAGGCAUGCAUCGAGCGAGAAUGUUAUCCGAGCCCUCUGAACUAUUACAAUUUUCCAAAGUCCUGCUGUACCUCUGUGAACGAGGUUAUUUGCCACGGAAUUCCGGACAUGCGCCCAUUAGAGGACGGCGAUAUUUGCAACGUAGAUGUGACCGUGUAUUUUCGAGAAUUUCACGGAGACUUGAAUGAGACGUUUUUUGUAGGCAACGUGAAAGAGAAACAUAAGAAAUUAGUUCAGGUCACGCACGAGGCACUGAUGAAAGCGAUUGCGAUCGUGAAACCCGGCGAACGAUAUCGCGAAAUUGGGAACGUAAUUCAGAAGCAUGUUCACGCACAUGGCUACAGCGUUGUUAAAAGCUACUGCGGUCACGGUAUCCAUCGGUUAUUCCACACUGCACCGAAUGUGCCCCACUAUGCUAAAAACAACGCCGUGGGAGUGAUGAAACCGGGCCACUGCUUCACCAUAGAACCGAUGAUAUCUGAGGGUACAUGGCGCGAUGUAUCCUGGCCGGAUGAUUGGACAGCUGUCACCGCCGACGGGCUGUUUUCUGCUCAGUUCGAGCAAACGCUGCUGGUCACCGAAACGGGCUGCGAUAUACUCACUAAACGUAGAACCGCCGAUGGACAGCCUCAUUUUAUGGAUAAGAUGUAGUAAUUCAAUCCGGUCGUUGGGCGUCCAAAAAAAAUAUUUCUCCGGUUCAUUUUGAGAGGGAUAGUUUCGCACUUUUCUUUGUAGUCUCAACCUGUAGUAGUUUCUUUUAGUUCUACAGAAAGUAAUAGACCUAUAAAUUUCGCCAAGGACUGCGCCAAAUUCGCAAAACAUAACAUUUUUUCAACCAUUACGUUUGCAAUAUCGUUUUGUAUUAUACAAUAUAUUGUGAAUAAAACUAACAAACCA